CUCUCGUAACUGUCCCCGCCAGCUGACACCGACGCGCAGUUCUCACUGUCACGUGCACGUAUCCCAGCAGCCCGGGAGCAUCCUCAGUGCUCUGCUCGACGGGCUCACACCUCCUGUUUCAGACAUGCACGCCGUAUCUUGUGACUCCUCAUGACUCUCGACUGGACUCGCGCAGCCGAGCAUCGAGUCCUCGUUGCGGGCUGUAGCGGGUCACCCAGCCAGCGUGACCCGCGCUCGCGCCACGAACCGUCUGUCCUGCCCAAGUCCUGCCUGGACCUGCCAAGUCCGUCGACGCGGGAACCUCGCUUCUUCGACUGUGGAGAUGCGGGGAGGUGGCGUCGGCCGACGACAGCACCCUCGCGAUGCGAUCUGUCCCACACGAUGUUCCGAGGACUGCCAUCGUGGACCUUCUCAUUGCUGCGGUGAGUAUGUACACAUGCAAUAUGACACCGGCGCUGAUGUGCGGACGCUUCUGCGGGUUACAGCAACAUGACAUAUGUACACGUCCUGAAC
Molecule: messenger RNA, 513 nt
Organism: Fomitopsis serialis
Lineage: Eukaryota; Fungi; Basidiomycota; Agaricomycetes; Polyporales; Fomitopsidaceae
Exons: 1
Coding region: 151-426 (91 amino acids)
Source: RefSeq, a predicted model, not a curated record